AAGGAAAAAGGACAGCCUCCUAGGCUUAGACCCCCUCCUCGCUCUCUCUCUCGCUAACCCUUCCUCGCCGCCGCCGCCGCCGCCGCCGCUAUCCCACCGGCGGAGUCACCGCCCGUCCUCCUCUGGAGCCGCGGGACGCAGGUUCUCACCGCGCGCAUCGCCGUCGCUUCGUCCGCCCCCUCCCCACCACACAGGUUUAUCUCGAAGGGAGGCGGGUGGUCGCGGAUUUUUUUUUUAUUUGGGGGGGGUCGGCCAAACCCUAGGCGGGCGGGGCGUCCGCCAUGUUUCCGCCGAAAGGGUCCAAUCCCUAUGGGCAGCAGCAAAGUUACGGAGGGCAGCAAUCCUAUGGCCAAAUCCCUGGCAGCAGUGGAUUUUCGUCCUCGGCAGCAACGGGUGGUGCUGAUGGUAGUCGAUUUGGCGCCCGUGUCGGGCAGGGUGCAGCUGGGCAGUAUGGAGGGCCUUACGCUUCAGUGUACGGCACACAGCAGGUUGGUGGACUUGGUGGCAAAGGUCCGGCUUCUUCUAGUAUUCCUAAUUUGCCUGAGCCAUCCAAGUUCUCGUCUGGAUCUGUAGGGUCCAGCAUAGCAAGACCAAAUGAUGACUAUAUGGCUGUGCGUGGUUAUGGACAAAAGCUAGACCAGUAUGGUAGUGAUUAUACAUUAGAGAGAAGAAUGUAUGGUGAUCACUCAGCUAAUCUUGGCAGGAGAGAUGGGCUUACUGAUUUGGAUAGAAGAUAUCCCGAGCAUGUUUCUGGAGGCCAUCAGGGUUCAUCAAUGCGCCAUCCACAGCUGCUGAAACCCCAACUGCAGUCUGGAUCUGAUAUAAGACAAGCCGAUUACUUUGCAGGAAGGUCUGCUCCAAUCCAUCAAGGAUCGCAGGAUAUUGGUGCAUAUGGAAGAGUUGAAGCUGAUCAUCGCAACUUGUCCAUUCUUGGGACCGCCCCAUAUGGAGGACAACAGUCAGCUUCGUUGUUGGGAGGAGCUCCUAGGACAAACAUUGAUAGCCUCUCCUAUGGGCAAGGGUCAUCAAGCAGCGGUUAUGGGAUGGGUCUGCCCCCUGGACGGGACUAUGCCUCAGGGAAAGGUCUUCUCCAUCCUUCUUCGGAUUCUGAUUACCGAGAUAGCAUUUUAUCCCGUGUACAUCCAGGCAUCUCCAUGGUUGAUGAACGUGCUGUUGAUCGGGUUGGUUAUCGUCGUGAACUGGAUCUAAGAGAUGAAGAACGUCGAAGGGACCUAUUACUGGAAAGAGAAAAGGAACGUGACCGUGAACGGGAACGAGAGCUGCGAGACCUACGAGAUCGUGAAAGAGAGCGUGAAAGGGAAAGGGACCGUGAAAGACUAAGAGAACGUGAAAGAGAAAGGGAACUUGAACGUGAAAGAGAACGUCUUCGUGAACGUCGCAUGAAGGAGAGGGAACGGGAUAGGAAGCACCCUGCUGAUUCAAGGAGGGAGCACACUCCACCUAGAACUCCUGGUGAUCGGCGGCGUUCUUCUUCUGUUAGAGCUGAGAAGCCUUUGCGGCGACCUUCACCUCGGCGUGAUGCUGUGCAUAGGCAUCGUUCACCUGUUAAAGAAAUAAAGAGAGAAUAUAUUUGCAAGGUUUUGCCAUUUCGCUUGGUGGAUAAUGAGAGGGACUAUUUAUCUUUGACAAAAAGAUAUCCUAGGCUAUCAAUUGCUCCAGAUUUUUCUAAGAUUGUCUUCAAUUGGACUAAAGAAAGCCUAAAUCUUUCGCUGCACACACCUGUGAGUUUGGAGCAUGGCAUCCAUGAAGUUGAUGAUAGUACUGAUGAAGGAUCAGUGAUUACCUCUGGGAAAACAUCAAGCACCAAGAUUUCCGAAAUCAUUUGGAAUGCAAAGGUGCUUUUGAUGAGCGGCAUGAGCAACAGUGCCUUUGCUGACAUAACGUCAUUGAGAAGUACAGAUGAACGAGUGGUGCAUCUGAACAAUAUCUUGAAAUUUGCUGUAUUCAAGAGGGAUCGUUCACUUUUUGCAAUUGGGGGCCCUUGGAAUGCAGCAAUAGACGGUGGAGACCCUGUAGUUGACCCUUCUUGCUUGAUUCAGACUGCUAUCAGACAUGUUAAGGAACUGGUUCAAGUUGAUCUCUCUAAUUGUACCCAGUGGAACCGUUUUCUUGAGAUCCAUUACAACAGGGUUGGCAAAGAUGGACUCUUCAGUCACAAAGAAAUCACUGUAGUUUUUGUGCCAAACCUGUCAGAAUGCUUACCUUCAGUGGAUUUAUGGAAGAAAAAUUGGACUGCAUAUAGGAAAUCAAGGACAGAAAAGGAGCAGCUGAUUAUGAAGAAGGAGAAGAGCCCAACUGAUGCAAGCAAACAGAAGCAAGGAGAACUAGGCCAGGGUAAAAGUACUGAUGUUGAUCAAAAGGAGGAUGCUGGCCACAAUGCUGCUGAAAAUAUGAAAGUUGAUAAUGAUAUGGAUCUGCUGGGUAAAGAUGGAAAGGAGAAACCUGCCGAGCAUGAUGGACAAAAUCUUGGUAAAGUUGAGGAAAAAAAUAUUGAUAAAGUCGAGGAACACAUUGAGAAGAAGGGUGGGGGUGUUGAAGGGAACACUUCAGGUGAAGCUUCUGUUGACCAUGCAACUGAGGAUAAAAAGCCCACGAAAAAGAAAGUGAUAAAAAAGGUUGUGAAAGUAGUUCGAAAAAAACCAACUGGUGAAACUUCAGCUGGUAAAUCAUCUCAGGAGGACAAGAACAUUGUACCAGAAACUGCAAGUGUAGCUGUGGAAGAGCAAGUCCAGCAAAAAAGUGAGGAUGCUGGAAAAGAGGCUGAGGGCAAGAAACCUGGAAAGAAGAAAGUAAUUAGAAGGAUUAUUAAGAAAAAGCCUUCUGGGUCAGCUCGUGAUUCGACUGCCCCUGCUGAAACAAGUAAGCAAGCAGUGGAGGUUCAGCCAGAGAAGAAUAAUGAAGUCUUGAGUGGUGCUGUGAUUUCAGAGGCUAAACUUGAAGAAGCUUCAAAAGCUCCAGCUGAAGAUGUCUCAAAACAGAAUAAAGAACAGGAACAGGAGGAAAAGGGGCAGUCGUUGCCUGUUGACCAGAAGUCCAAUGGGGAUAAGAUUAAGCAGCAGGAAGUUCUAAAACAAAAGGAUAUAAAGCAAGAUGGGAAAAAUGAUAAGGCAAAGGAUGAUAAAGAGAAAAAGAGUAGAGAUCAGAAGACGGAUUCAAAGCAAAAGUCACUCACUGAUACUAAAGAAAAAAAGAAAUCUGAUGAGCCUCCCAAACAUCCAGGAUUCAUUCUUCAGGCCAAAAGGAGUAAAGACUCUAAAGUCCGAUCAACAUCCCUUUCAUUGGAUGGCCUCCUUGACUAUACGGCCAACGAUCUGGAGGAGUCAGUAUUUGAGCUUUCUUUGUUUGCCGAGUCUUUCAGUGAAAUGCUUCAACACAAGAUGGGUUGUGUUAUAUUAUCUUUUCUUGAGAAAUUAUAUAAGCGCUAUGUUAUCAAGAGGAAUCAGCGUAAACGCCAAAGAGAAGAGGAUCUAAAGAAGGAAGACAAGAAAACAUCAGAGAAGCGGCCCAAGACAAAUGAUGAAACUUUAAGUGAAAGUGGCCCGAGUAAUCAAGGGGAAAGUGUUGAAAUGAUAAAAGCGGGUAAGGGUACAGCUCAUUCAGCUGGCCAACCCAAUAAAGAUGAUGAGACAAAGAUGAAUGCGGGUCACUCAGCAGCUGCCCAGGAUGAACUGGUUAAAGAGGGCAAGGAGAAGAUGAGUGCAGAUCACUCGACAGCGCCCCCUAAAGAACUUAUAAAAGAGGGUGAGGAAAACAUGAACACGGAUAAUUCAGCAGCUGUCCAUGUUGAGCCUGUAGCUGAUGAGAAAAUGGAGGAUGAAGAGCCUGAUUAUGAAGAAGAUCCUGAAGAGGUAGAAUUAUAUGAAGAUGAUGAGGAGAUGGAUGAAGCUGCUGCUGAGGAACUGGUAGAACAGAAUGAAGAUAAUUUGAAUGAUAAGGCCAAGCAGGAAGUAACUACUGAAGAGGAUGGAAACAAGAACACAGAGGAGCGUGAGUCAGAAAACAAUGCUAAUAUGCUUGAAAAAGCUGCUUCAGGAGAGGACAAACAGUCUGUAGUUGAAAAAUCUGCUUCAGUGGAGGGCAAACAAUCUGUAUCGGAGAAAGGUGACAAGGCAGUUGGUAAGGAGGUAAAGACAACUAGAUCACAAAAAGGUGAUUCAACAAAAGAUGAGGUCGUUGAUAAAGAGCUGCUGCAGGCUUUUAGAUACUUCGACCAAAACAGAGCCGGUUAUUUGAAGGUGGAUGAUUUAAGGUGCAUUCUUCAUAAUUUGGGGAAGUUCUUAUCUAACAGGGAUGUGAAGGAUUUGGUUCAAAUCGCCCUUGUUGAGAGCAAUUCUGCAAGGGAUAAUCGCAUCAUCUAUACAAAGCUUGCGAAGAAAGUUGACCUCUGAUCAGGUCCGACCUUGGCUAAGGAGUAUGUUGAGAUGGGCCGCAAAUUAAACGAAUAACCUUCUUUGAAGAGGCCAGCUACGGCGAUGUCGAUUUGAGUUACUUUACGAUGUGUUCUCCUUACCAUGACAAGGAGUAGCUAGAUUUCAUGUUUUUUUUUCUUUUAUGGAUGUCUUCACCAUAAACAUGGCAAACAAAGCUGUCGUUUUGUAUCAUUGUAUGUGUACUUGGAAAAUUUUCUUUUGAUAUAAGCAUUCACCCAAGAAAGAAUGUUGUACACUUAUUAUAUAUAAGAUGUAUGCUUGCGGGUGCCAUGACCUUGUAUUAUCUUUA
Molecule: messenger RNA, 4740 nt
Organism: Oryza sativa Japonica Group (Japanese rice)
Lineage: Eukaryota; Viridiplantae; Streptophyta; Magnoliopsida; Poales; Poaceae
Product: protein SHORT ROOT IN SALT MEDIUM 1
Biological process (GO): regulation of DNA-templated transcription
Cellular component (GO): nucleus
Molecular function (GO): calcium ion binding
Source: RefSeq, a predicted model, not a curated record